Molecule: messenger RNA, 1050 nt
Organism: Tribolium castaneum (red flour beetle)
Lineage: Eukaryota; Metazoa; Arthropoda; Insecta; Coleoptera; Tenebrionidae
Exons: 3
Coding region: 1-1023 (340 amino acids)
Source: RefSeq, a predicted model, not a curated record
AUGUCGCUGUUGCAGUUUAUUGAUAGGUUGUUGAGUAAACGGGCGGUUGUGUUCAUGGGGCCUGUGGACCAGUAUUUACUUUUGAACAAAACAAGUGGUUCAGGCCGGUGGGAAACAAUUGGGACAAGUAGCGAAACGCCGCCUCUAGUAUUGGAAAACUGUCUCAGUUACGAUGAAAUAAAAUUAUCGGCGUUAUUGUCAGUCUCCUCGUUUAGUUACUUUAUCAAUAAUGGGGACCGCAAUAAUAUGGGCUACUUUGAGGCAAAUCGGAGCAGAGUUGAGGAGAAUGGGGUGAUAAUUGGGGUGAUUGGCCCCAGACUUGAUAAAUCUACGGUAAUGGAGUACCGCGAGGUUGUCAUUUGCAAGGAACAAAACACUAGUUGCUAUGGAUACGGCCCGUCAGAAGAGCCAACCUUGCAGCAGGAAUUUUUGAAAUUUUACGGCAGUGUGAAUGGGACUUAUGAUAAGGUUUUGGAACAAAUCGGGUCACAUCCUGAGCAAUAUUUGGAAUUAGGAAGAGGCAAAUAUUUCGAUCGGUUGAUGUACGAGAAACGACUCGCUUUAUCGAUUGAUACUCUUCUAAUCGAAGCAAAUUAUCGAGCGAAACAGAAAAAUAAAAUGGCAUAUGUGCACGUUGUAGGCCUCGGUCUGGGCGUAUGGAAAAUAACCCACCAACAAAACAAAAUUUUUAUGGACACGUUCGCCCAACGGCUCGAGCUACUGGGCGAUGAGUUGAAACACAUCAGCGAUGAGUUGAAACACAUCAGCGAUGUCCGUUUCGCCUACAUUCACGAAACUUCCGCGGGGAAGUACUCAAACGGUGACAAAAUCAAGGGAAUCACACUACACAUGAUCGAUAAAAAUCCCCAGGAGAAACUUGCAGGGGACGACGAAGGUAAAAAGGUGGCAGAACUGCACAACUGGCACAUCAACGCGAAAGCGAGCGCGCGAAAUUUGAGAAUUGCAACGUUUAAGGGGUUAUACACCUUCAAGAAGUACCAAGAGAUGUACAAAAAUGAUUAAUUGUUCAAAUAAAACACUACCACAAAA